AUGGCGCCCGUGUAUAAAGUUGCAGUGAUUCAAAUGCAUUCGGAGAUUCUCCGAGUACAAGCCAACUUCGACAAGGCCGUCGGUCUCAUUCGGGCUGCAGCCAACCAGGGUGCUCAACUAGCCGUCCUCCCCGAAUAUCAUUUAACGGGAUGGGCGCCCGAGGAUCCAACCUUUAAGCCUGCCUGCGGCUCCUGGAAUACCUACCUAGAUCAAUACUGCGAGCUAGCAAAAGAAUGCAACAUCAAUAUCGUUCCUGGCACGCUAGUUGAACUUCACGACGCGGGCAGUGAAUCCGAGAGGCUGCUGAAUGCUGCAUACUUUAUCACGGACAAAGGGAAAAUAGUGGGAAAAUAUGCCAAGAAGAAUCUCUGGGGUCCAGUUGAACGGGCUCACCUCACGGGCAGUGCGCGCGAGCCUCACCAGGUAUUCGACACGCCGUUAGGCAAGGUUGGACUUCUGAUCUGCUGGGAUCUGGCGUUUCCAGAAGCCUUCCGCGAGUUGAUCGCGCAGGGGGCGAAGCUGAUUAUUAUCCCGUCAUUCUGGCUACUUAACGAGACUAGUGAGGAAGGCAGAGUCAUAAAUCCGCUCGCGGAGAAACUGUUCAUCGACUCGCUCCUGACUGGCCGGUGCUUCGAGAAUACAUGUGGGAUUAUUUAUGCCAAUGCCGGGGGUCCUCCUGCUCGGUCAUUUAUCGGUCUUUCACAGGUCUGUGUUCCGUUUGCUGGCCCGUUGGCACGGCUUGACUGUGCAGAGGGUAUGUUGGUCGUUGAUCUGGAUAUGGGAAUUAUCGAAGAAGGGGAGAGCUCAUACAAGAUUCGGGCAGAUCUUGCGCGGGAAGAUUGGCAUUAUGACUAUCGGCAUACGCUUGCUAAGUGA
This is a messenger RNA of Penicillium vulpinum, 876 nucleotides long. RefSeq names its product carbon-nitrogen hydrolase family protein. The transcript has 3 exons. Gene Ontology annotation, molecular function: hydrolase activity, acting on carbon-nitrogen (but not peptide) bonds, in linear amides. The record is from RefSeq and is a predicted model, not a curated record. Lineage: Eukaryota; Fungi; Ascomycota; Eurotiomycetes; Eurotiales; Aspergillaceae. Bases 1 to 876 code for a protein of 291 amino acids.